CUCUCAAGAGUUGUAUUUACCAUUAGAACAAGACUAUUAAUUUGAAGCCUUUCACAAAGAUGAGGUUUAUAUGAGAAGGAUGUAUGAAUUUAGAUCUUUAUGCUAAAUUACGUUUACAUGUUUUCUAUAUUUUGUGGAAUCUGCUGACGUAAAUCUCAUACUACCCUAGCUUGCGUGCUACUUCCUUGUUAGUGAGUAGUCGGUGUGAGAGGGCGUCAAGAAGUUUCAGCCCUCAGAAGUAUGUGUGGAUUAAUGUUUCGUUUUCGAUGCGAUUUUUUUCCAGGAAACCUCUUUAGGCGUUGAAAACAAGUCGUUUUUAACCUAUCUUCCGGGAUAGUGGUCUCCGAAUCAUGGAGGAUUCUUUAAAGUCUCUUUUGUGGAUGCUUUGCUAAGUUAGCACUGUCCGGCUAACAAAAUCUUUUCAUCAUAUGCGCGGAACUGGAUCAUAUGAGCCGGCAUCGCCGAGCGUUUUAUUGACAUUUGUGACCUCUUUUAAGGAUUUAUUUCGAUUGAUAUGCGUCAGGAUGGUUAAAUGCGUAGGAUUCGUUGGGGUCUGAAUGCCAACGGUCGGUGUGUUAGAGAAAUAGUGGUACUCUUUGAGCUAGCUGUGCUAUCGUGGCUAAAAGUGGGUUUCAAAUGUUUUGCUUUGUUUGCCGGGGACUGAACCACGCGCAUUUCGGAGUGAUAAAAGUGGAAGAUUAGAUGCCUAAUCCGGAGAUUAUUUCUCGUGAAGGCCGGGGGAGAAGCCCAACGGCACAAAGAAGUCAGAAAGAGGAGAGACGGAGUAAGACCGGGAGCCACCGUGAGAGACACCGGGAGAAGGGGCGAUCAUCGUCCUCCUCCUCUUCGCGGAGGAAAAAACACAAGUAUGCCCGCGAGAGACAGCAGCAACAGCAGUCGUGGCCACAACAAGGGUUGGUUUAUGAUGGGGAUUUGCGGACUUUGGUGGAGUAUGAUGAUGUAAGCUCGCAAUCUGAACGCUUCUCAGGGAGUCCGUCACCCAAAACCGACACGCUCUCUGUGGACCGGCUGAGCGAAGCCGAGUUUCAAGACUCCAGCCUCGGCGGGGCAACCACGCCGGAGAGGAGGAGCAGACGAGACCACAACUCCUUUGCGAGGAGAGAAGAAAGCAGUGUUUCGGCGGAGAAAGUCAGACAAGAGAGGGAGAUGAAGAGGAAGGAGCGAUCCAGUCGGGAGCGGGACGUGGCGUCCAAAUCCCGUAGCGGCGUGAGAAAUCACGACAGCAACGGAAGGAAGUCGUCUUCAGCGACGUCUCAAAGUGACAAAAAGGAGUCCAAGCGACACAAAAACAAAUCUAAAACGGAGAAAGACACUCCUUCUGCCUAUAGGGAAACACCACAAGCCUACAGGGACGACCGGGAGGAACUCAGGGCCUACAGGAGAAGCAGUCCAAGCUUCAAAGCGGCGGAAAGUCCUUAUGGGACAACCUAUUCCUAUGGAUACCAGUCGCCUACCACGAACUACCCGAUUAUACCUAGGAGAAGCCCAAGGAGAGUGUCUCCUAACGCGUACUACGCUCGGGAUUCAGAAGUAUACGGUGCCUAUAACGUUUCAAAGUCACCGAGCUCGUACUCGAGCAGUAAGAGGAAACGGUCCCCGUCCAGCCCGUACUGGCGCGGGUCUCCGAGCUACGGCCGACACAGCCCAUACGAGUCGGGCGAGAUCGCCUCCAGCCCCUACGGCCAGCGCAGACGCUCCAGGAGCCCCUACAGAAAGUCCCUGAGCCCCAGUCCAGACGUCAGGCGGACCGCAAAAUCUCGCAGCCGGAGCCCAUACCAGUCUUCACGGCAUUCUCGCUCGCGCAGCCGCCACCGUCACUCACGAUCCCACAGCCGGCCUUCCAGUCUGUCACCCAGCUCGCUGACCCUCAAGAGCAGCCUGGCCGCCGAGCUCAGCAAGCAGAAGAAAGCAAAAGCUGCCGAGGCUGCCCGUGUCAAAAACUCAAGCAACGCAUCCACCCCUACUAAGGGUUCAUCGUCAUCCUCCUGCCAGCCCCAGCCAAGCCCCAUCACCAACCAUUCAGCCAAGAAGGCCAGACCCCCCUCACCUCCGCCUGUUUCAGAGAAAGGCCCCAGAACUCCAGUGUCAAGCCAGCCGCAAUCCCCGGUGGAUAGACCUGCUAAGAGGAGCUCGGAGGCUCCGCAGUCGAGUCGAGAAGGAAAGGUAAAGGAGGAGAAAAAGAAAGGAGGUCAGCCCAUACAGAUUAAAGAGAAGGAGAAAGCAGCUGUUCCUGCUACAGCCUCCUUGCCACCGGCACCCAAUAACCUGAAUCAUCUGGAUGGAAAUGACAGCAUUCUGAAAGACUCAUUGUCAGCUCCUCCCGGAAAGAAGAAACCAGAGAGGAAACCUCGUCAUCUUUUAACGGACCUGCCUCUCCCACCAGAGCUCCCAGGCAACAUGUCAGGUUCUCCUCCUAGCCCACCAGAUGAAAAAAAGACCCCUACACAAAGGAGGAGACCAAAAAUAUGUGGUCCACGCUUUGGAGAAAUCAAGGAGACCGAGAUUGACUGGGGGAAACGCUGUGUUGAUAAGUUUGAAAUCAUUGGGAUCACUGGUGAAGGCACUUACGGGCAGGUGUACAAAGCCAAGGACAAAGAUACUGCCGAGUUGGUGGCCCUAAAGAAAGUCCGCCUGGACAAUGAGAAGGAGGGCUUUCCUAUUACAGCCAUCAGGGAGAUCAAGAUCUUAAGGCAGCUCAAUCACAAGAGCAUCAUAAACAUGAAGGAGAUCGUCACCGAUAAAGAAGACGCCUUGGACUUCAAGAAUGAUAAAGGUGCAUUCUACCUGGUGUUCGAGUACAUGGACCAUGAUCUGAUGGGACUUCUGGAGUCUGGCCUUGUCCACUUCAAUGAGAGUCACAUCAAAUCAUUUAUGAGGCAGCUUUUGGAAGGACUAGAAUACUGCCACAAGAAAAACUUUCUUCACAGAGAUAUCAAGUGCUCCAACAUCCUCCUUAACAACAAGGGUCAGAUAAAGCUGGCAGAUUUUGGAUUGGCUCGGCUGUAUAACUCAGAAGAGAGUCGGCCCUACACCAAUAAAGUGAUCACACUAUGGUACCGCCCACCCGAGCUGCUGCUAGGAGAAGAGAGAUACACACCGGCCAUCGACGUGUGGAGCUGCGGGUGCAUUCUGGGAGAGCUUUUCACCAAGAAGCCCAUCUUUCAAGCUAAUCAGGAGCUAGCGCAGCUGGAGCUGAUAAGUCGUAUCUGUGGCAGCCCUUGCCCUGCUGUGUGGCCAGAUGUGAUCAAACUGCCCUACUUCAACACCAUGAAACCAAAGAAGCAGUACCGGCGGAGACUGAGGGAAGAGUUUGCUUUUAUUCCUCUGAUGGCCCUGGAUUUGUUUGACCACAUGUUAGCAUUGGACCCAAGCAAGCGCUGCACGGCAGAACAAGCUCUCAACAGUGAUUUCCUCAGAGAUGUAGACCCAGCUAAGAUGCCUCCACCUGAUCUCCCUCUGUGGCAGGACUGCCAUGAACUGUGGAGUAAGAAACGACGCAGACAAAAGCAGAUGCCGGAAGAAUUGACUGCCCCCAAAGCCCCUCGAAAGGAGCUGGGACUGGAUGACAGCCGAAGCAACACUCCGCAGGGCUUCCCUGCUGCUGGAGGACACAAAGGUCAGACGGCUGCAGCUCUGUUGGACCCCAAAGCUCCCAACUCUCAACUGACUCAAGAACAGCUGGCUGUACUCUUGAACCUCUUCCAGUCCAAGAGCGCCCCAGUGGGUUCUGCCCAGUUUGCCCAAACCGUGGGUUCUAAGAUGAACCCUGAGACAUUACAGCAGCUUACCAAGGCUUUGCCCCCUGCCCCAGUGGAGUCUGAAAGACCCCCGGAACCUCCUCCAAUAGCCAAGGUCUCCAAACCCCCUCAGCCACUUGCAGGAGGUGGCGGAGUGCCUCGCACUCCACCCAUGCCGAAGCCCCCUUCGCCACCCACCCCACAGCAACAAAGCAAAGGAGAUGGAGAUGCUUCGGCCUCAGCCACGCAGACAGCCGUCACCAUGUUUCUCGCUCAACUUCUCAAAGUUCAACAAGGUGCGGCAGGAGAGGUCAUCGGGUUUGAUGGGCCAGAAGGUCCCAUCUCAAAUGCAGUGGGUGGGAGCUCCGCACCCCCACUGCCACUUGAGAUAAAGCCGCCACCUGAGCCCAGCCCUGUGUCUCCAGUGACUGAAGGUGCUGGCUCAUCGUCCAGGGUUCUAGAUUCUCUAUCCAUAUUGCCACCAGACCAGAGACCCCCAGAACCUCCAGAACCCCCUCCCUGUGCAGACCUGGACUAUCGGCAGGCCCCUGAACCCAAGCCAAGCCUGCCUUCCUCCGGAGCCUCAGGAGAAGCUCCUAGACCCCCAGAGCCUGACUACCCACCCCCUCCCAGGCCCACGGACGGACCUGGGUACGGUGCGGACUACAGCCGGCCACCUCCGCCCUUUCCCCACGCAGGCUUUGCGGAUAGCUACCUCGGCCACAUGAUGGGGGGAGGACUGCCUCCGCACCCACCUCUUCCCCCAGAGACCUUCUCUCACAGAGGCGCCGCCAGCACACCCGGUGCCGGCGGAGGGGCUGGAGGCAGCAGUUUGGUUUUCAGUGGAGACAAGGACCAUCGCUUUGAGUACAAUCAUAGCACGCUGCCUGUGGGUCCCGGGCCCCCGCCCCCUUCCGUACCCCCACCCCCUCCUGGCCAAGCCUGGACUUCGCCAUCCCAAUCAGGGGCGCCACCCCUUCCGCUCGGGUACGUUCCCCAUGUGAACACAGCGGGACUGAGGGGCAGAGGACUCCCUUUUUGAUUCGGGUCGUUGUGAAACUUACUAAUGUUGAAUGCCUCGGAAAAGGAAGACUCUAAAAGAGACAUGCAGUUGCCCUCAAGCCAGCACUAAGUGGUCUGAAAGCUCACUUGAUUUGUAAUAUUUCUAAUAGUAAGGGGUCUGAGGGCACUUGGGUUACAACUGGAGGGACAAACUGUGUUGGGAGGGGAGUUUUUCAUUUCCCGCUUGUACCAUUUCAUAGAACUGUUUUUGUUUUCCCUCAAAUUAAUUUUGUAAUCUUAUUCUACUGCUGUCUUUUAAAUUAAAAUUGUACCUUUUUUGAGUGUGCAUUUACCACGCCAGGGUAAGUGUUUUUAUGACCUGUACCUUAGUGUCUCCUUUAAUUGCAUAAGGAAAGACUAGUAUUACAAUGUUUUGCACUACUGAAUAAAGUAGGUGGAAACAAACUGAGGUGUGAAUGUGCUGUAUCCGCACAUGUUGCAAAUGAUCAGUAAUGGAAGUCGUUUUCUUUUUCGGUCAGAUUUUUUUCUCUUUUUGAUUUGACGUUAUGAGCUCUGUCACAAGGUUCAGUUCACUGGAGGGGCUUUUAAAGGACUCCUAUGAGACUGUUAGCACUUGUGUGAUUUGGCUCAUAUAAAUUGGUGUAUCUACUGAACAAGUGAUCAAAGCUGUGUUUUCUGACCGGUUCCCCACCAGCUAUUGUUUAUAGCCAUUGUAAAAUUUAAAGUUAAGAGACAUUUAACCAAUUUCAAGGAGAUGAGCAACAGUGUCUUUUUUUGUAAUAAGAUGUUUUUCCCCUUUGGCAAUUGUUUAUUAAAGAAAUGCCAAUAAUGUAAAAUG
Molecule: messenger RNA, 5619 nt
Organism: Paramisgurnus dabryanus
Lineage: Eukaryota; Metazoa; Chordata; Actinopteri; Cypriniformes; Cobitidae
Gene: cdk13
Product: cyclin dependent kinase 13
Biological process (GO): protein phosphorylation; positive regulation of transcription elongation by RNA polymerase II
Cellular component (GO): nucleus; cyclin/CDK positive transcription elongation factor complex
Molecular function (GO): cyclin binding; RNA polymerase II CTD heptapeptide repeat kinase activity; ATP binding
Source: RefSeq, a predicted model, not a curated record